GGGGAAUGGCCGGCGAGCAUCGCGCGGGGUGGAUGACGUCAAUGGCCAGCAGACUAUAAAAGGCCAGCACCUGGCUCUAUUCCCGCAUUCCUACCGGCGAGGAGCAGAGAGUCAGUAGUGGUGUUUCGUGGCUGCUCGAUAUACUCCGCAGUUAUAAACCGGCAAUAAUGAACGGACAGAUGCUUAACGGUUUCCAUGACUCCCUCAUCGACGAGGGCAGCUUUCUGUUUACCUCGGAGUCUGUCGGAGAAGGCCAUCCCGGUGAGUGACGGAGCGGAAAUGGCGGCGGGCGCGUGGUGGAGGCUGUCGGGCCUAGGCUGGGCUGUUGCGACGGCUGUUCGCGGUGUAAAGGGGGAGCCGGAGUGUGUGCGCGAGCCGGGAUCCGGUCUGUCUCCGCGCGCGCACUGCCCCCCCUAGCGUGACAGCCAGCAGUACCCGGCCCGCGGGCAAUCAGACUGAUCGCACGAGCGCUGGCCAGUCGUGUUGGGUAACUGCUGCGGGGACUGUGUUACCUGAGCAAAGCACGUGGUAAUCAGCCACUGACUCAGAAAUGCUUCUGUUAACGCCAGCCUGUGUAGCCAGACAUUAAUAUAGUCUGUAAACUCGUUUGAGCAGGGUCCUCUUCAACCUAUUGUUCCUGUAAGUUUUCUUGUAAUUGUCCUAUUUAUUGUUACAUCCCCCUCUCAAAAUAUUGUAAAACGCUACGGAAUCUGUUGGCGCUAUAUAAAUGAUGAUAAUAUAGUGUGUUAAUGCCAGCCUGUGUAGCCAUACAUUAAUAUAAUAUAUAGUGUGUGGCUUGAUCUCUCGCUGUCAAACCAGCUCUAGUUGCAAUGUCUCAUAGGAGGUGAGUUUACACGAUGUAAAAUUCAGGGCUUCUAGAACCCCAGAGAUACCUUCUGUCCAUAAUGUCUGAUGGAGUAGCUAUCUCUCGGAAUGCUGACGCAAUUACAUUAGGACUUGGUGAGUGCAGUGACCUUAAGUGUAAGGGAUCUGUUGGCAGGAUGCUGUUACCUUGUGUAGUUUGUAGUGGGUGUUGGCUAACUGACCAAUAAGUGGGUUCUGAUCUAUUUAAAUCGCAUGGCAAGACGUCUAAGAAGGUGGGUGUGAAGGGCGCCAUCCAAUGAGGCAGAUUCCUCAUUGGAUCAGGUUUCAGGUCUGCAACGGCAUGAAUAUAUUAUAAAACAUGUGCUGUCAUUGGAAACAUUCCAUCGGAAGUGUACAGAGUGCUUCAUUCAGUUCUGGUCUCUACCACGUGGUUUUAGUGCAGCAGCACAUCAAUUCAAGGAGCAUUGUGUAACACUCUUGAGCACACCUUCAGUGCUACUUAUGUUGAUAGUUGAUUCCUUGGCUUAAAACAUCAGUUUCCAGGUGUGGUUUACCUUGUGUAACCACUAAUGGAGGUGGAGUUUAAAUUAUACAAGAUUUUACUGUAAUGAAUGUGAUACAACUGGCAAUUACAGCACUCUGGUAUGCAGUGCUAUCCCUGGAAAUGCUUUAAUGGAAUGAGACUGAUGACCUAACCACAUGUACAGUGGGCAUAGAGUGGCAUAUGGUAUACAGUCUACACCUGCUACAUUACAGCAUGGUCUCUGGUUACAAUUAAAGAUUUAAAUGUCGCCAUUUAGUAUGGAUUGGUGCUUGUGUUUUCCUGUCUUUAUGGGCCACUUGACAAUUUUAGAUGGAGUCAUUAAGAUUAAUACAUACUCUUGUUCUUUAUAUGAAAUGUUUGACUUGUGUCUUGCAGACAAAAUCUGUGACCAAAUCAGUGAUGCUGUCCUUGAUGCCCACCUCAAACAGGACCCAGAUGCCAAAGUUGCAUGUGGUAAGACAUUUGGUUGUAUUAUGAAAUUACUUGUGACUGAUAUAAACUUAAUUACUAAAGCUCUCCUCUGCCUGCAGAAACUGUUGCAAAGACUGGCAUGAUCCUCCUUGCUGGUGAAAUCACUUCCAGGGCAGCUGUGGACUACCAGAAAAUUGUGCGGGACACAAUUAAACAUAUUGGAUAUGAUGAUUCCUCAAAAGGUAAGUGUUUAUUGCAGACUUGCCAAUGUGAUUAGUCAAAUAGACGGUACACUAACAUUUUUAUAUUUAUAAAUUAAAGGUUUUGACUACAAAACAUGUAAUGUAUUGGUUGCACUGGAACAGCAAUCCCCAGACAUUGCUGCUGCUGUUCAUCUGGACAGAAAUGAAGCAGAUGUUGGCGCAGGAGAUCAGGUACACACCUACCUAGAAUGUUCACUGAUACAGAGACCGUGCCAGACACUUAGUCAUUCCUCAAAGUUUUUGUCUUUUUAUAGAAUUUCUUCCUUUUUGGGCUGUCAGACUCUAGGGGACUAAAAUAUUUUGCUUCUGUUAGCAUGCUGAGUGUAACUGUACUGUCUUUAUAUGGGUGCAUGUAUAUGGAUCAAGGAUCCUGCUCUACACUAAAGGUAGGGUUUUUUUUUUUUUUAGGUGAUAUGCUUUUGACCCCCAUUAUUGGUAUUUAUAUAGUGCCAGAUUAUUCCACAAUGCUUUACAAUAAAAGGGAAUUAACUCAACAGGAAUAGUGGGUAGUUGAGGACCCUGCUCAAACGAGCCUAGUCUAGAGGAGGUAGGGUAUAAAUACAAAACAGGGCAGCAAGGGUGACGGCCACCAAACAAGUCAACCCCCAUAAAUUAACCACGCUUCCUUCUUGCAGGGAUUAAUGUUUGGUUAUGCCACAGAUGAGACAGAAGAGUGCAUGCCACUUACAAUGGUCCUUGCUCACAAACUGAAUGCUAAGUUGGCAGAACUGAGACGCAAUGGAACUCUACCCUGGCUUCGACCUGACUCAAAGACCCAGGUGAGGGUUCUUUUCCUGACUAAUGGAACUUUAGUGUUGGCUUCUGUGUUUAAAUUUAAAAAAAAAAAAAAACUUGCCACAUUCUUGUUGCAUUCUCUGCAGGUGACUGUUCAGUAUAUGCAGGACCGUGGAGCAGUUAUUCCAAUCAGAGUUCACACCAUUGUAGUAUCUGUGCAGCAUGAUGAUGGGAUAUGCCUAGAUGAAAUGAGAGAUGCCCUUAAGGAAAAGGUGGUGAAGGCUGUGGUACCUGCAAAAUACCUGGAUGAUGAUACUAUCUACCACUUGCAGCCAAGUGGGCGCUUUGUGAUUGGCGGUCCUCAGGUAAACUUACAAACUUUUUGUGUAAACUGCACUUACAAUAAAAACCAGUGCAGUAGUCCCAGUUUUGUUUGUACUAAAUCCAGGGUCCUUUUAUAUUUGCCUACAGGGUGAUGCUGGGUUAACAGGACGAAAGAUUAUAGUUGAUACCUAUGGUGGAUGGGGUGCCCACGGAGGUGGCGCUUUCUCUGGCAAAGACUACACCAAGGUGGACCGGUCUGCUGCUUAUGCUGCCCGUUGGGUGGCAAAAUCUCUGAUUAAAGCUGGACUCUGCCGCCGUGUCCUGGUCCAGGUGUGUUUAACAUACUGGUCUUAAUUUGGACACUCUCAAAUCCUAUUCCUAUGUGGAUGCUGUUCUUUAUAUUUAGAUGAGAUUUUCUUUUUCUAUCAGGUGUCCUAUGCAAUUGGGGUUGCCCAUCCUCUGUCAAUCUCCAUUUUCCAUUACGGGACCUCACAGAAGAGUGAGCGGGAACUACUGGAAAUAGUAAAGAAGAACUUUGACCUUCGUCCUGGUGUCAUUGUCAGGUAACGCUGGUAGAACUCUGCUUUAUUUAUUGGGGGAGGUGGAGUGUUCCAAUAUUUUAAGGUUAACUUUGUGCAUAGCUAGUCUGAGUGAGGGCUUGCCUCAGCUGGCUUGUCCUGUUGUGGGCUGACACUAUAGGUGAUGUGUGAAGAUUGGAAGUGGGUUUCACUGGUGGAUCCGGAAGCUAGCCAGUCUUCUGGUAAGUACAGAGUGGCCUACAUGUGCACAAAACUGCACAGGGUAAGUGGUGGGGCAGGGUCACCCUGUAGAAGAGUGGGAUUAUAAUUAUGGAAAAUCUUCUUAAGACUAUGUAUUAACUAGCGGACUUGUAUAUUCCAGGGAUCUGGAUCUGAAGAAACCAAUUUAUCAGAGGACUGCAGCCUAUGGUCACUUUGGUAGGGACAGCUUCCCUUGGGAAGUGCCCAAAAAGCUGGAGUAUUGAUUGUUAGGCUUUUCCCCCUCAGACCUGCUUGCGUUGUAUACAGAGAAGCUUGCAGGAUCUUAUGGGAGGAAAAGACCCCCUUCAACUUUCCCUGUCACUCCUGGCUCACUGUAUAGUCUCUAGUGCCAUGUUUUGCUAAUGAGGAGAAGGGACCAUGUAUGACCUGUAUCCUCCUCUGCUGUUUAUCCAGUCAGUGCUUGUAGUGCAUAAACUUAAACUGCACGUAGCCGUAAAUGUUUUGUGUUCUCAUGACCAAGUAUCUUGCCUGCCUUGUACUGUUUAGGUUCAGUUCUGCUGGUGUCAUUGGCUAUUACCCCUGCAGUAUCUAACAUGGGAAAUUGAUUAAAUCCCUGACUCUUCCCAUGACCUAAGACUUCAUAUAAGUAACUUAAGUUUACCCCCUCAAUUCCCAGUGUGCAUUUUUAAAAUUCCCUAUGCAUCAGACUAAGCACUUUGCCAAAAUAUAGUUAAUCUUGCAGGGUUUAUCUUAAACUUGCGAGUACAAACAUUAAAUGGGGGAGUCCAUAGUGCUGUAACAAGAUGUCCCUUCCUGGUGCCUAUACAAUUCAUCUUAAACGCUUUACUAUUUUUUUUUUUUUGCCCACUGCCACACUGCACAAAUCUCUCCCUGCCUUUUUAAAAUAACUUUAUUCUGCAUGCCAGUGCUAUGUCUGUGGGUUUUUUUUUUUGUUCUUGCUUUGCUGCAAGCUGGUGUGGCUACAGAGAAACCAGCUAGGUGCAGAGUCCAGACACAGAACUGGCAUGUAAGGCUGGCAGAGUGAAAGGAUCUUACUUGAAGAAAAUGGCUAUGUAACUGCUUUAUUUAUUGUGUUGCCUGAUUUUGGCGUAAGUACAGAGUAGCCUCUGCUUCAGGCAACAUAACUUUAUUUUUUUUGAAAAAUCUUAGUGUAUUGGUUCUCUUCAUCAAUGUGGUCAGUAACCUCUGGCAGGUCCUGGUGUUGUACAGAAAAACCAGGCCUGUCUUCUGCAGAGGCUUUAGCUGGUGUAACAUGUCUGCUUGUUCCAGUGAGGAAAUACUCUGUAGGUGUAAGCACACUUUACCAGUGUUGUACAGAGUAACUGGUUGUUUACAAGCUGCAAUGCAGUGUGUCUCCUACACUAGGUGCUAGCUCCAUAAAACUUCCACCAAUUUUUUUUUUAAAUCUCUUCAAUGUCUGGUUCUGGUAAACUAACAGCAGAAGACCUAACCUGAAUAAAGUAUUCAAUUCUCCUUUUAUACCUGUGUCUGACUUGGUUCUUGC
Pelobates cultripes (western spadefoot toad) is the source of this 5367-nucleotide messenger RNA. Lineage: Eukaryota; Metazoa; Chordata; Amphibia; Anura; Pelobatidae. The record is from the annotation of a GenBank genome assembly.